GGGAAAAAUUGUAAUUAUAAAAUAACCUAACGAAAUUUAUAAACAAGUAUAAAUAUUAAAAUUAGUAUUGAAAUAUGAUUAUUUUUUCAAGAUAUUUAUGUGAUAAAAUAUGGCAAAAAUUAGCUUUUGUAAAAGGUUUAGAUAAAGAGUUUAAAGUUUUUUCAACUUUGAGACAACAAAAAACUCAAUUAGAAGAUAAUAAUUCUAAAAUGGAAAAUAAUAAGUCAAACGAUUCUCUGUCUUUUGUAAAUUAUAGAUUUAUUUAUCCUGAAUUUUUACCAGAUCCUAAUCCAUUAUAUCGUAACAGUAUGAGAGAAAAAUUAGAACGUAUGGAUAUGUUGAAUAGAAGAUCGGUUUUGAAUAUUCCUGAAUUUUAUGUUGGUUCAAUAUUAGCAGUAACUUAUUCUGACUUACAUGCAAGUGAAAAAAUAAAUAGAUUUGUUGGUAUAUGUAUAUUAAGGGAGGGUAGUGGAUUAAGAGCUUCAUUUCUUUUAAGAAAUGUUGUUAAUGGAGAAGGUGUAGAAGUAUCUUAUGAUUUAUAUGAUCCUGCUAUUCAAAAAAUUGAUUGUUUAAAAUUGGAAAGAAGAUUAGAUGAUGAAUUACUUUAUCUUAGAGAUGCACCAUUAGAAUAUAGUACAUUUCCUUUUAAUAUGGAAAUGGAACCAACAUUUUCAAAAUCUGUUCCAAUUAAUAAAAUUAAAAUUCCUCUUAAUCCAUUACCUUGGUCAGAGAAAUGGGAACGUAAAAAUCUAAAAGGAGUUAAAGACUUGAUUGUUACUGAAAAACGUAGAAAAAAAGCAGAAGCUCAUUCUAAACCAUGGGAGAAAUAUGAUUUGAUGAAAACCUAUAGAGAAACUAUUCCAGAAGAGGAACAAAUUGAAAUAUUUUCAGAUGUAUAUACAGAACUUCGUCACUUGGAAGUACAGAAGAAUAUAUUAAAACGCAAAUAUAUGUUAAAAAGACAAAAACGAACUACAUAAAUCUUUUUAAAAUUAUGAAUAAUAUUUUUUCCAAUUAAAUAUUAUUUGUAUAUUAAAAAAUGAUAUAAUGUACAUAUUUUUCUUACAUGAUUUCUAAUUAUUUUGUAAAAAUAUAGAUAUACAUAUAUAUAAUUUAUAAA
Apis florea (little honeybee) is the source of this 1120-nucleotide messenger RNA. RefSeq names its product mitochondrial ribosomal protein L19 (gene mRpL19). Gene Ontology annotation, molecular function: structural constituent of ribosome. Gene Ontology annotation, cellular component: ribosome; mitochondrial large ribosomal subunit. NCBI's taxonomy places the organism in Eukaryota, Metazoa, Arthropoda, Insecta, Hymenoptera, Apidae. The record is from RefSeq and is a predicted model, not a curated record. Gene Ontology annotation, biological process: translation.